GACGCUUUACCUGCGCUUGUUUGAUGUAGCGUUCUUCCUAGUACUUCUAGUGCCGCUUGGUUGGAGCAGUACUUAUGCAGUUAUGCUUGCUGUUGGGCUUGAACCAAGACAAGAUUUGUUCUUCAGAAAAUAAUCUAUGAAGCUAAGGUGGAGUAGUACUGGUGAAUAAUUGCUUCGGUCCGUAACAUUACAGGAGAAGCAUGAUUUUCUGUUGAAUAAUUCUACACUCGAUUGCAUGCUGUUAACAUUUUGUUGUGAGCAAGUACUUCAAAGUUCGGAGGUAGGAAUUAGGAUUGCUUGCUGCUAGUAGCCUGGUUAUUGUGGAGUGGAGCAUUGAUCUCUAUUAACGGCCUGUCCUGGAUGUUCAUUUAUACAAGAGAAACUCUGUCAAUAAUUCUAAUAAUUUCCGGACUUAGUGAUUGUGGUUGCAGUCCAGGUUGGGUUGAUAUCUGAGGUGUUACAAGAAAUUCUUAGCACACCACUGCAAUGGCUAAGCCGCUACCACAAGAGUUUGUGUAUCGGAUCAGCACAGGUGAUGAGUGGGCCGAACUUGAGCGCACCGGCUGCACCCUCGGCGGCGACCUUGACCGCUCCACUGGCUGCAUCCACCUCAGCAACCUAAGCCAGGUGAAGAUGACACUAAAGAAUUUCUUCCUUGGACGGACUGAUCUGUACCUGCUACAAAUUGACACUGCCAUGCUUGCAGAUGGGUUAAUUUAUGAGGCAUCUGAUGAUUCUAACUACUUUCCUCAUUUCUAUGGCCCUCAUCGGAGCUUUGCACCCCUUCUACUAAGCGCAGUUGUCAAGGCUGACAAAAUUGAGCUGGCAAACAAUGAUUUUACCUCUUGUCUACUCGAUGGAGCGGCCCUCUGAUUUUAGUGUGUAGAGUCUGACCCUUGUCCCUUGUGUUCCAUAGUGUGCAUGUAAUUACCCUGCCAAAUUUAUCAAAGACAGGUCGUCCAAUAGGCUUGUGCUAGUCAAAAUUGUAAAACGACCUAGCCUCUGCUGCUCUGCAGGUUUACAAUUGUCUUGGUGACGGUGUUUUGUAACACUGCAUAAAGUUUGCAUGAUCGCUCAAAACAUCCUCCACCAAAGUUUUGAAUAGCUUGUGUAACUGAGUAUCGGGUUCAGUGGUCGGUGCCAGAGUACGCUCUCUGUUAACUAAGUUAUCUCCAAUAAUUCAAUAAGUGCUAAUUUUCAUUA
Molecule: messenger RNA, 1203 nt
Organism: Brachypodium distachyon (stiff brome)
Lineage: Eukaryota; Viridiplantae; Streptophyta; Magnoliopsida; Poales; Poaceae
Exons: 3
Coding region: 487-873 (128 amino acids)
Source: RefSeq, a predicted model, not a curated record